Hypoxylon fragiforme is the source of this 3276-nucleotide messenger RNA. RefSeq names its product ARM repeat-containing protein. The record is from RefSeq and is a predicted model, not a curated record. The coding region runs from base 97 to 3024 and encodes 975 amino acids. The transcript is spliced from 5 exons. NCBI's taxonomy places the organism in Eukaryota, Fungi, Ascomycota, Sordariomycetes, Xylariales, Hypoxylaceae. Gene Ontology annotation, biological process: protein import into nucleus. Gene Ontology annotation, cellular component: nuclear membrane; cytoplasm. Gene Ontology annotation, molecular function: small GTPase binding.
AUCGCUGCUCUCAACCCACGUGCCCACCCCACGACUUCCUGCCUUGAUCAAAUACAUAUAUCUACUGUGUACGAGUUGCGAUUCGAGUUGCGCAUCAUGGCUACAAAUGGAGGAGCGCAGCCUGCUUUCGGGCCCGACGAGGUGCUCCAAGCCAUGUUGACUAUGCGGGGUGGGGACUCGGAGAAAAAAAAGAAGGCUCAUGAAUAUCUCGAACUGUUCCAGAAAUCGACAACAGCAUGGACUACUACAGUCACAAUACUACAAUCGAAUGCCGAAGCCGACGUCAAGCUAUUCGCAGCGACGACACUUAGAGGGAAGAUAACCUACGAUCUCUCGACCCAAGUCCCUGCGGCUGAGAUCCCAGCCGUGCGAUCUCAACUUCUAGUGCUUCUCAAAACCUUUGCGCCGGGACCGAAGCCGAUCAGGGUACAGCUUUGCGUAUGCCUAGCCAUCCUAGCAAUACAAAUGCAAGAAUGGAAAGAUGUACUGCCUGUCGUGGUGUCUUCCCUGGGCAACGAAAUCGAAAGCCAUGGGUGCAUCUUAGACUUCCUUAGAGUCCUACCAGAGGAGGUUACAGAAGGACGCAAAAUCACCCUGACAGAUGAAGAACUCAGUCAUAGAACCACUGAGUUACUAGAACAGAAUGCUCCGCAGGUGGUGCAACUUCUCAUCAACUAUGCCCAUUCGUCGCCUGCUGCUGCGACAAACCCGCAGCUUUUUGAAUGCAUUACAUCUUGGUUGCGUGAGGUUCCUAUCAAUGAAAUCGUCAAAUCUCCUCUAUUAAACAUCGUCUUUAGCGCACUGGAGAGUGACUCUUCUUUCCAGGCCGCUGCUGAGUGCAUCUCGACGAUGGUUAGAGAAACGAGGGAGAUAGACGAGAACAUCGAGACUAUUCAAAUACUCCUACCUAGAAUUAUUGCUUUGCAACCCAAGAUCCAGAAACUAGUAGCAGAAGAGGACCUCGAUUCCUACAGGUCAAUUACGAAGCUAUUCGGUGAGGUUGGGGCUUUUUGGGCCGUUGCCAUCGCUCGCGAGCCCAGCCAUUUCCGACCAUUGGUCGACGCCAUCCUCGAGUGCGCCGCGAGAGAUAAGGAUAGGGAGGUUAUCGAAUUCACCUUCGACUUUUGGUAUGAACUCAAGCAGUACCUCGUCCUCGAGAAGUACAUUCAAGCGCGCAUGGAACUUCUGGACGUUUACGCCAAGCUUGUUGAUAUCUUACUUCUACACCUCGAGUAUCCCCAAUCAGAAAUUGGCGAUGAGAGAGACCUAUUUGAUGGAGACAGGGAAGCAGAAGAAAAGUUCCGUGAAUUCCGACAUCUCAUGGGUGACACCCUCAAAGAUUGCUGCGAAAUUAUGGGGGUGUCCGAUUGUCUCGCAAAGGUACUGGAUGCGAUCAAGAUUUGGAUGCAGAAGUAUGCGAGCAUGGCAAAUGGCACUUCAGUCCCUCAUUGGCAGCAAUUGGAAGCACCCCUAUUCUCUAUGCGAGCUAUGGGCCGCAUGGUGACUAAGGAGGAAAGUACCGUUCUGCCACAACUUAUGCCUCUUCUAGUCCAAAUGCCAGCCCACGAGAAGCUACGUUUCGCGACGAUUAUGGUAUUGGGUAGAUACACGGAGUGGACUGCUGCCCACCCAGACUUCCUUAGUGCUCAAUUCAGCUACAUUGUCUCUUCAUUCGACACAGACUCAAAGGAGAUUGUGCGGGCUGCGGCCAUGGCGAUCAAGUACUUCUGCACAGAUUGCAAACAUCUCCUGAGCGAACAGGUUCUUCAGUUGCAACAAUUCUACGACCAAAUCUUGGACAAGCUUCCCGAGGUCAGCCAAGAAGAGAUUACCGAAGGCGUUGCCACCGUUGUCUCGGUGCAACCCAAGGAAGAUAUCUACCGACUUCUCAAGCUUUUCUGCGACCCUCUAAUCCAGAGACUGAUGGCCAAAGCAAACAAUGCUACAGACCCAGAAAAAAAGCUAGCUGUCGCAGAUCAUUUACAACUAAUCACACUAUUCUCUCAGGGCGUAGUAGUCCUCCCACCCGUCGAGCGUGGCCAAGAAGACCCCGCUGUGAAAUAUUGGCAAGAGGUAUUCCCGAUUCUAACCAAGGUCUUAGACAGCUUCCUUGAUUUCCCUCCCAUCUGUGAAAGAGUUUGUCGAUGUUGGAGAUUCAUGGUAAUCUCUCACAGGGGAGCAAUGGCACCCGUUCUUCCCGAUAUGGCAAAUCAGCUAGCAAGUGGAUUUGCCUCAUCGAGGCAAGGUUGUUUCUUGUGGGUCACUGGCGCCAUCCUGCGGGAGUUCUCUGACGACCGAGAACAUGUCGAACAGGCUUUGACGGAACACAUUUACAUGUUCUUCGAAGCCCAAGUUACUAACGUGCUUCGCUUCCUGAGCGAGUUAUCGCCCCAAGAUCUUCCUGACGUUACCGAGGACUUCUUUCGCUUAGUGGUAGAUGGACUCUUGUACUAUCCUCAAAAGUUCAUCCCGUCGCCCAUAUUUUCACCUGUAUUUGAAGCAGCCCUCUCCGUCCUCGUCCUGGAGCAACGUGAGCCUCUUAGUGCUACGCUCCACUACAUCCGCGACGUUCUCGGAUGGGGCACCCCCUACUCUCCGUCAUCAUACGAGCACCUAACUGCUGCGGUCACAGAGCAACUAAGAGUUGUCGUGAAACAACUACUACUAACUCAGGGAGAAACUUUGGUUAAGCGCUUACUUGCUGGCAUGAUGAUUACCUUUCCCAAGGACUGCUUUGCCGAUGCUAGCGGCGCCCUUUUGACAUUAUUUGAAAUAUUCCCAGAUCAGACAGCAACAUGGGUGGACCAAACCCUUCGUCUAUUACCUGACGGUACCGUCACCUUAAUAGAGGUGGAUCGUCUCAUGAUAAAGAUCAAGGAAAAGCUCAGCACAAAUGACACUGGCGACGUCCGACAAAUACGCUCUAUCCUUCAGGACUUCACCAAUACUUAUCGCAGAAGAUAUGUCGCGCCUCGCGAUGGCUUAGGGGCCCUAGAAGGAUCUCGGUUCCGAUUUGCCGGUUAAUCAACAGACUGACACAUCUUUUAAGGUGAAUGCGGGAGAGAGGGGCGACAAUGUCGUGCUCGUAAUGCCCGAAGCCUCUCAACGCUUUUACUUGGUUGCAUACAGCUCUUUGUAUUGGGUUAUUCCGUGGAAAACGAAUAGGAACUGCCCGCGACCCCUGGGAAUAUGAAUAAGUGCUAUCGCAGCUCGUCAGGCGUGGGGUAGACUCGGCGUAGGUUGAUAAGGGGAUGGAGGGCAAAACGAUACCUAGCA